Puccinia triticina is the source of this 1089-nucleotide messenger RNA. RefSeq lists its product as uncharacterized. The record is from RefSeq and is a predicted model, not a curated record. Bases 1 to 1089 code for a protein of 362 amino acids. NCBI's taxonomy places the organism in Eukaryota, Fungi, Basidiomycota, Pucciniomycetes, Pucciniales, Pucciniaceae. The transcript has 3 exons.
AUGGCCGACGACCCCCGAGGGCCCUCGAGGGGCAUUGAUUACACCGAGGCCGAUGUCGCCACCCUGGUUAGACAACUGUGCAAGUCGCUCCACAGGCAACAUCUGGAUCACCGCAAAGUAGUGGUGGACUUUGACUUGUUGGCCGUAUUUUUAAUGCAAGAGAUCGCCCCAAAGACGCACAUCAGAAAAAUCGUCCAAUUGCUGCUGGCGCAAUUUCAAUCGGCGAAAUUCCCAGCCAAAGGGUUGUCCACUGGCGCUCCUCCAAGCACCGCUCUCCAAAGCCAGUUACUCCAAGCUGCCGAAUCAGUUCACGAGACCAUCCGACUAUACAAUGGUAAUCCUGGUGCAACCAAGCCUUUUUGCCUUCGAUAUCCAACCUAUUUCCACGUCCUCAAAUACUCCAAGGUUAAGCAGAGCGAGUGCAAGCUGCUACCUGGUGACAAAAUGGUUGUCUUGAUUGAUGAGGCUGGCAUUUGUGUUGGUGUUGGAGUUCCACCAAUUCCGGCCACUAGUGAUCUACAUUUGCAUCCAGAUGUUCGCGCCGAGAUUAAUCUCAAUGAAAUCGUAUCAACCUUGAAUUGGAAUACAGCCGAAAAAGAAGUCCUCUACUCUUCUGAACCCAUUGCUGGGCCUCUGCAAAGUCCCUUUCCAAUCGGCCCAAAAAUUAAGGGUGAAAUUCGUGGCCCUGCGGGGGCUGACAACUCUUCAAUGUCUUUUCAGGCCUAUGGAUAUGGCCUUGGUGAUCCCAAAUCAAAGGGGAUGCAUGACCUCAAAGUACGAAUUAAGCAAGAAAAAAUCGAUUUGAAUGAGCUGCAGGGGUACGACAACUUGUGGAAGACUGAAGAAUUCUCCCCCGUACUUCCCAACCCUCUUCGAGAAAGUCAAAACGCCGCAGACACAAAGGCAAUGGCCAAAUUUUGGAACGAAAUCACCUUCUACAGCAAGCUGUCAUUGUGGAUCAAUAAGGCAUUCUUCCCACAAUCAACUACGAUUGCCGAGGCGGCCAUUGGGUUUCUUGAGAAACACGGAUCUGACUACCUCCGCGAAAAUUUGAAAAAUGAGAAAAACAAAAUCAUUGCAUGUAAGUGA